UUGUCCACAAGGAAAGUAAAAACCUUAGUAAAGCCAUUUCCAUAAGAGUUCUCUGCAGUCCUCUUAAUUUAUAGCCAUCUCCUCAUUGCCCUCUGUGUUCCAUUUUCCAUGGCUCCUGAACUGGUUCCUUCCGGUGAUAAAACCAACGUUUUCGCUAAACCGGUCACCAUGCGCAGUCGUGCUUACGUCACGUUCCUGGCCGGUAAUAGGGACUACGUGAGAGGCGUCUUGGGGUUAGGCAAAGGGUUAAGGAAGGUGAAAUCUGCGUACCCUUUGGUGGUUGCCGUUUUACCCGACGUGCCCGAGGAGCACAGGCGGGUCCUGGUGAACCAGGGUUGUAUCGUACGAGAGAUCGAACCCGUUUAUCCGCCUGAGAACCAGACCCAGUUCGCCAUGGCUUACUACGUCAUCAAUUAUUCCAAGCUCCGUAUUUGGGAGUUCGUGGAAUACAGUAAGAUGAUAUACCUUGACGGCGACAUUCAGGUAUACGAUAACAUUGAUCACCUGUUUGAUAUGCCUGAUGGGCAUUUCUACGCCGUGAUGGACUGUUUCUGCGAGAAAAUUUGGAGCCACGCCCCACAAUAUAAGAUCGGUUACUGCCAACAGUGCCCCGACAAGGUGAAUUGGCCUUCAGAGAUGGGUAAUCCCCCUUCUCUUUACUUCAAUGCCGGAAUGUUCGUGUUCGAGCCCAACCUUGCGACCUAUGAAACGCUGUUGAACACCCUCAAAAUCACAACCCCAACCCCAUUUGCGGAACAGGACUUCUUGAACAUGUUCUUUAAGGACGUUUACAAGCCCAUUCCUCUAAUUUACAACCUUGUUCUUGCCAUGUUAUGGCGUCAUCCCCAGAACGUGGAGCUCGAAAAAGUUAAAGUCGUUCACUAUUGUGCAGCGGGAUCGAAGCCCUGGAGGUACACAGGGAAAGAAGACAACAUGCAAAGAGAGGACAUCGAGAUGCUUGUGCAGAAAUGGUGGGACGUUUACAACGAAGACUCGCUUGAUUACAAGGAGUCCACUGCUGCUGAUGGAGAGACGGAGCCUAUUAGCUUGCAACCCUUCCUGACGGCACUCUCGGAAGCCGGUCCUGUCCAAGUGAUGGCCGCCCCAUCAGCGGCGUAAAAACUGCCGAUUCUUUUUUUAUAACGACGAUAAAAAUAAAAAUAAAAAAGCGUCUAAGAUGUAAAAAUUAUUGUUUCAAGCUUUUAGGUUUUGGGUUUUUUACCACAAGUAAUAUGGGUGAGCUAUGGUGAAUCAAAGUCGAGUGCCAAUUUGACGCGUGGGGAGUUGGAUGUGUCUGUUGAUAGUGUGCCUUUCACAAAAGUCUCUUUUCAAUGAAAUGUGUCUACAAAAAUGGGGAAUUCUAAUCUUAAUUUUGCAGCAAUGGUAACAUGAAAACGACAGAACAAGUUUGUGAAACA
Molecule: messenger RNA, 1418 nt
Organism: Hibiscus syriacus
Lineage: Eukaryota; Viridiplantae; Streptophyta; Magnoliopsida; Malvales; Malvaceae
Product: galactinol synthase 1-like
Exons: 3
Coding region: 109-1119 (336 amino acids)
Molecular function (GO): glycosyltransferase activity
Source: RefSeq, a predicted model, not a curated record